AUGGCAGGCAAACAGGCAUCAAUCGCUCGACUUAUACAAGAUAGGGAGACACAGACAGCCUCAGAUCGACGCGAGAGAGCUGCACGGCAAGCAGUGACUCGGGGACAGGGUCGAGUCCGAGUACCAGUAAAAAUGGAUGACACUCUUGCAAGAUACUUGUGUGCAUCGAGGAGUUGUCUGUCUCGGGCGUCUUCCUCUCGUGAGGAGGAGGAUGAGGUGGGACAUGAGGAGGAGGAAGUACCCGAUGUUCACCUUGAGCACGGCGAGGAUGAUGCUCAGGACGCGGAGGAGGAGGGCUACCCGGGAGGGCCUUCAAACACAUCUGUGUUGAUUUACUUUCAUGACCAUGUCGCUCGACGAGUUUGGGAGGGUGGGGAACGGGCGACCAUAAAAUAUGUGAACCAUGCGCGGAAAAUAUUUGAUUUGUUUAAACCACAAGCUCAAUGGUUUAAUGACGUUGUAGUUGAUUUUGGGCUUGGCGGGUUAUGCAUGACUGAAUAUAGUACCAUCAACCACGGCAUGCAGGGGGUAUUUGCUGAAAGGUGGCACAAGGAGACUUCGUCUUUCCACUUUCCUGUUGGGGAGUUGACGGUCACCCUACAUGACGUAGUCUGUCUUCUCCACUUGCCGAUCAAUGGGAGGUUACUAGACCAUACUUGGAUACAGAGGGUUGAGGCCAUAGAGUGGAUGGUGGAUUAUCUGGGUAUGGACCCAAAGAUGGAAGAUUAUGAGUGCAGAGCGACGAGUGAGGCGCAUAUCCGGCUGCUCAACUUGGAAGAGAUUUAUGAGAACCACUUGGUGGCGGCAGCGGAGUCCGAGGAGGAGGGUGACGGGCUUUUGUUGAGUAUCACCGUGUUUGCGCUCUGCGGUGUUGGUUCAUGUUCUUGUUAG
Molecule: messenger RNA, 891 nt
Organism: Vicia villosa (hairy vetch)
Lineage: Eukaryota; Viridiplantae; Streptophyta; Magnoliopsida; Fabales; Fabaceae
Product: serine/threonine-protein phosphatase 7 long form homolog
Exons: 2
Coding region: 1-891 (296 amino acids)
Source: RefSeq, a predicted model, not a curated record